Molecule: messenger RNA, 1955 nt
Organism: Chelonoidis abingdonii (Abingdon island giant tortoise)
Lineage: Eukaryota; Metazoa; Chordata; Testudines; Testudinidae
Source: RefSeq, a predicted model, not a curated record
AGGGGGAAGGGCUGGUUGGGCUGUCGGCGGAGUGGUUUUGCUGAGACACUGGCCGGAUGUGAAGGGUAGAGGGGAGCGAGCUGGUGGUGGCCCGGUUUGGUUUUCACCCUCCUGCCCCUGGAAUGGUUGUGCCCCUGUCUGAGCUACUCCACUCGCCCAAGGUGAUGGCAAGACAUCAUGUGUGGGAAUGGCAUAGACACGGAGGAUCCUGCCUGUAACGGGGGCUGGCACCCACAGUCAUGGAGGAUGAUCCGGCUUCUCCUGCCAGCAAGGCCCCGUCUCCGCUGAGCUGUAUCCGGAUGGUCCAGGCGGGCUGGUCGGAGAAGGAGGAUGGGGCCUGGGAGCAGAGCAGAAGUGUGCAGGAUCCAGCGAUGGUGGGGAGCUCUCCAGGGCGACCCGGAAGUUCUCCCCUUCUUUGCCCACCCAGCCGGUGCCAAGGGAGGCAUAGCCCUGCCACCCCUCAGGACACUGAUGUGACAGACCAGAACCAGAACGGGGGAGAAGAGGAGGUGGUGUCCCCUCUAUGCCGGGAGCUCCUCCAGUCCCCGGUUCCAGGGGAACCACAGCCCCGCAGGCCGUUCCGGCGGAAGCACCGGCUGUACAUGAAGCUGUCCCCUGGCCAGGUCACUGUGUCCCCAAGCCAGGACAGGGGGCAGCCAGCCACUUCCGAGGAGCCAGGGCCCUCCCAGGGCAAAAGGCUGCGGCUGCUGCGAGGCCAAGCCAGCAACUUCCGGAGGAAGAAAAGACCCUUGGAGAAUGGCCAUGAGGCGAGGCCUGGCGACAUAGGGCCAUCCCUUCCACUUCGCCAGUGCAGUGGGGAGGAGGGGCAGGACCCGGCACCAGAGGGGGAGGAGGAGGAGCAGGGCUUGCCGGACUUUGUGCAGCUGAUCGAUGAGCAUGGGAUCUACUCUACAGCCAAGCUAGUGCUGGGCAGCACGGCGGGCGAGCUGGACGAGGGGGUAGUGCUGCCACCGCACCUGAGGCGGGCAGGCUCCCAGCUGGAGAUCCGGGAGGUGAUCGUGGACGACAAGCCCUUCGCAUGCAGCGUGUGCGAGAAGACUUUCAAGCGGGCCUGGGAGCUGUUCAGCCACGAAGUGGUGCACAACGAGGAGCGGCCCUUCCACUGCGACCUCUGCGAGGCCUCUUUCAAGCGCCACUCGGACUUCAAGAGUCACCGGCUGGUGCACACUGAGGAGCGGCCCUUCCACUGCGAGAUGUGUGGCAAGAAGUUCAAGCGCUCGUCCAACCUCCAGGAGCACCGGCGCAUUCACACCGGCGAGCGCCCCUACCAGUGCGCCUGCUGUGACAAGAGCUUCAAGACGCCCUACGAGCUGCAGCGCCACAUGCUCACCCACUGCACUGAGAAGCCCUUCAAAUGCGGCGACUGCGGGAAGGACUUCCCCACCUCCAACUCGCUGCUGCUGCAUCAGCGCCAGCACUGCGACGACAAGCCCCACGUCUGCGGUGUCUGCGGCAAGAAGUUCACUUAUGGCCACAGCCUCAAGGUGCACGAGCGGGUUCACACUGGUGACCGGCCCUUCGUCUGCCCCAUCUGCGGCAAGGGCUUCAAGCAGUCCAACGCCCUCUCCUCGCACGAGCGAGUGCACACCGGUGAGCGCCCCUUCGUCUGCAAGACCUGCGGCAAGGCCUUCAAGCAGUCGUCCUACCUGGUGAUCCACGAGCGCUCGCACACGGGCGAGCGGCCCUACAAGUGCGAGGUGUGCCAGAAGGCCUUCGCCCGGCCCUCGCUGCUACUGCAGCACCACCGGGUGCACAGUGAGGAGCGCCCCUACAAGUGCAGCUUCUGCGACAAGUUCUUCAAGGACCUGGCUUACCUGACAGUGCACGAGAAGGUGCAUACGGGCGAGACCCCCUACAAGUGCAGUGUCUGCGACAAGGGCUUCGCCCACCCCUCCAACCUGCUGCAGCACCAGCGUGUGCACCGCGACGGCUGA